This is a messenger RNA of Colletotrichum abscissum, 3444 nucleotides long. RefSeq lists its product as uncharacterized. The transcript has 3 exons. The record is from RefSeq and is a predicted model, not a curated record. Gene Ontology annotation, cellular component: nucleus. Bases 1 to 3444 code for a protein of 1147 amino acids. Lineage: Eukaryota; Fungi; Ascomycota; Sordariomycetes; Glomerellales; Glomerellaceae. Gene Ontology annotation, molecular function: ATP-dependent chromatin remodeler activity; ATP binding. Gene Ontology annotation, biological process: DNA repair.
AUGGCGUCACCAUCGAGUUUCAUUCCAUUAGGAAGCCUUAUCAUCACGCGGGAAAACACUGAGCUUACAGCUGAAGAGUGGAAGCUGUUGGAGAAGAGAUUCGGAAGAUGGGGCAUCAUUGCGCCGACGAAACCUGCCAAAGGCGUCAGAGCCCCCAAGCCAUUUGAUCACGUAGAGGAUACCUUCCUCUUGUCUGCGGCUUUCAAGAGCUACAAGAACCUGGUGGUCGAAGGAUGGAUCCGAGUCCAUCUACUCAUUCGCCCGGAGAGUGAGGAACGCGGAACUGCAAGAAUUUAUGUCUUGCCUGACGACGUCGACAAUAAGGCCAUCGACCGAGACCGCACUAAGCUAAGAAGAUCACGCAGAGCGCUCAUUGCCCAACUCGACUUUUCUCAAGAGGCCUGGUCUGGCCAGCCCACUUCGACUCCAACCACACUCGAACAUGUCUUCAGAGAUGAAAAAGACUCCCAUGACUCAGCCUCGUUGCUCCAGAUGUUCAACAGCAUUCCUUCCCCGGACCCGGCGCCCCAUGCUGUCACCAAUCCAUUUGAACAAGAUGCCAUUUACAACGUACUCGAAGGCAACCUGCCUGGUCUGAAUGAUACGUCGAAGCUUUAUGACUACCAGCGUCGCUCAGCUGCGGUCAUGAUUCAGCGCGAAAGUGAACCUGGCCAGUUCCUGGAUCCAAGAAUUGCCAAAGGAAUCGACCAAAAUGGUGCAGCCUACUACUACGAUACUAGCUCCGGAGCCCUCGUCAAGGAACCAAGGUUCUACGAUGGUGUCAGAGGCGGUAUAUUGGCCGAGCAGAUGGGCGCAGGCAAGACCCUGAUCUGUCUGGCCGUCAUCUUGGCGACUCGACAUUUGUCCUCCCGCACCCCCGAUAUUUACCAAGGGAGCGACGUGCGCGUAAGGAGGAAGAUUGGAUCACUCGCUGACAUGGCAGCCUCGAAUGCCAACAUCAAAGGAGCUCCUUGGAAGAUCUUCUUCAACGUCUAUGAUGCGAACCAAGAGCUGGAGUACGACAAGUGCAUAGCAGCAAUCCGCCGCAACCCCAGCCGCUACCACGUCCCCGAGGAGCCUCCCAAGCGCCUUCGGCGGCAUGAAAAUUCUAUUGGUAACCCGGCAAAGAAAGUCCGACACACUCAUGCAUCCAUAGUGAUCGUCCCCAACAACCUUGUUCAACAAUGGAUUCAGGAAAUCGAAAAGCACAUCGUCCACCCAGGAAACCCGGCGGGUCUUAAGGUCCUGAAGCUAACUAGCCAGAAGGAGGAAAUUCCCAACUCUCAAGUCCUCGCAGCAUAUGACCUCGUCCUCAUUACCCAGUCACGGCUCGAUAGGGUAUGGAGAGAAACUAUGAUGAUGGGGUGUCCACUGGCAGAAGUCCACUUCAAGCGCUGUAUAGUCGACGAAGGGCACAAGAUAGGCUACGCGAAGAUAAACAACAAGAGCAAUGUCCUCCUGGCUAUUGACGCACUUCACAUCUCUGCUCGCUGGAUUGUGACCGGCACGCCAGCCACUGGCUUAUUCGGUGUAGACGACCAACACUUCAACGAUACCCAUCCCGACGACAAAAAUAAUACCGACAAGGCGGCAGCCCUCGCCGAGGCGGAAAAGGGAGAUCUGGAGAAGAUUGGCGCGAUAGCAUCGCUGUACCUCAAUGCUCGACCUUGGUCCAAUAGCGUACACGAAACAGGAGAUACGACGGCAGAUUGGGCAGUGUACGUGAUGCAGCCGAAGCAUAGCUCCCGGUCGACCGGCCGCAUGGGGGUGCUGCGCGCUACACUGAACUCUCUCAUCGUCAGGCAUCGACUGUCGGAGCUUAACACCCUGCUUCCAUCAGUCAACGAGAACGUUAUUGUAUUGGAAGGUUCAUACCAAGACAAGUUGUCGCUUAACAUCUUCUCGAUGAUGAUCAUCUUCAACGCCGUCCAGUCUCAAAGAGUUGACAUGGAUUACUUCUUCCACGCUCGUCAACGCAAGGCUCUGCUCCAGUUGGUUCACAACUUGAAGCAAUCCAGUUUCUUCGGUGGUGUCUUCUUCGCUAAGGACGAUAUACUCAAGGCACUCGAAACUGCAGAGACUUUCCUCCAAGAGAAAAAGGUUCUCAUCAGCGAGAAAGACGAAGCUCUUCUGAAACAGGCCGUUGAAGUUGCCCACGUUGCCAUCGAAAACCAACUCAAAGACUUCAGCAACAAGUAUAACGAGGUCCCCAUCUUCAUCCGCGACUUUCUCCCCAAUGGCGUGGGCUCUGCCUGGUCCCUCGACGAUCGAGACGCUAAUCCUACUUGUACCGAUGCUGGCAUGGUACUUACCGCGCAGAAGCUGAUCGCCUCUGCCAUGGGUAAGCCCACGAAGCUGAAUAGUCUACUCAACGGUCAACUGGAAUUUGAGGGUCGUAAAGAGCAAGCCGAUCAGAUCAUGUCCGGGGCACAGGGUGUCGCAGUUGACCACCGGCCGUCAAAGUCUCCAGGGGUUCUCGCUGGCAAUACGAGACUGGGAGGUGAACGGGUUGCUCGACACCUGAAGUCUACUGCCUCGAAGCCCGCUGAGCCCGUGCCCGAGCUGGAGCAACUUCCAGACGAUCUGAAGAAGGCGAUGCUGGUUUCCACCGUGUCAGCAAAGCUCUCAUACCUUAUCGACGCUGUGGUCGAGCACCAAGAAAAAGAGAAGAUGAUCAUCUUCUACGAGAAUGAGAAUGUGGCAUGGUAUCUGGCGGGUCUUCUUGAAGUAAUUCACGUGCGUCACCUGAUUUAUGCCAGCAAGCUCACGUAUGCCCGGAAGAUGGAGUACGUGGAUACUUUCAAUAACAACCCUACGAUCAGGGUCAUUCUCAUGGACUUGUCGCAGGCCGCUAUUGGUCUCGACAUGAGGGCUGCCUCGCGAAUCUACUUUAUCAACCCCGUUCUGAACCCCCAGAUCCAAGCCCAAGCCAUUGGCAGAGCCCGGCGCAUCAGUCAGCAGAAACCCGUGACGGUCGAGACGCUCGUCCUCCGGGACAGCAUCGAAGAAGUCAUCAUGGAGCGCAAGAAGACCAUGUCGCAGUUUGAGCAUUGGAAGUGCAAGUCCAUCAUAGACGACCAACCCAUCUACAACUGGAUCUUGAACGUCGGCAUUAUACCUCUUCCAAAGGACCAGAAAGCUUACUUGGCGCAGGCCAUUCCGCUGAAGCGCCCUCAGCCAAUCUUUGGCAGCAGUUUUGCUGGCGGUCAGUCUUCGGAAGAGGAUACUCUGGCAAAUGGCACGGAGAUGAAGUCGACGGUGGUCAAGGAUGAGUUGGCAAAUGGUACAAACAUGGGCGGUCUUAAGCGCCCGCGUAGUUCCAAACCUGAAGGCAACGGAGACCUGGGAGGGGAACCUGCCAGACCUGUGCGCCGCCUGCGCUUCUCUGCAGAGGACAAGGAAAUGAGCGAUGAACAGUCCCCGCCAAAAGUGCGAUUUUCAUAG